ACAACUUGCAACACACACAUGACACAAAGCACACAAAAACCUGUUCAUACAUAUACACACACACCCGUUUCUUGGUUUCUCUCUCUAGCAGCUACCCCUUAGUCUCCACCUCUCUCUCUCUCCCUUCUUGCUCUUCUUCCAUAGCUAGCUAGCUAGAGAGAGAGAGAGAGGAGAGGAGUGAUCAAGAAGGAGAAGAAGUCGAUGAGCUUCUUGAGCAUGGUGGAGGCGGAGCUGCCGCCGGGGUUCCGGUUCCACCCGAGGGACGACGAGCUCAUCUGCGACUACCUGGCGCCCAAGGUCGCCGGCAAGGUCGGCUUCUCCGGCCGCCGCCCGCCCAUGGUCGACGUCGACCUCAACAAGGUCGAGCCUUGGGACCUCCCCGCGGUGGCGUCGAUAGGAGGGAAGGAGUGGUACUUCUUCAGCCUGAGAGACCGAAAAUACGCGACAGGGCAGCGUACGAACCGCGCCACGGUAUCGGGGUACUGGAAGGCCACGGGGAAGGACAGGGUGGUGGCGCGGAGAGGGGCGCUUGUGGGGAUGAGGAAGACUCUGGUGUUCUACCAGGGGAGGGCACCAAAGGGGAGGAAGACGGAGUGGGUGAUGCAUGAGUACCGGAUGGAGGGUGUCCAUGAUCAACAACCUUCCAAUUUCUCCUCUAAAGAGGAUUGGGUCCUGUGCAGAGUCAUCUGCAAGAGGAAAUCAGGAGGGGGUGCCUCCUCCAAGUCAAGAAACCUCCCCAACAUUGUCCAUGACUCAUCCACACCCACCUCUUCACCACCAUUGCCACCCCUCAUGGACACCACCCUGGCUCAGCUUCAGGCCUCCAUGAACACCACCAACACCUCCUCCGCCACCGCCGUCGCCGUUGCCGCCGCACUUGAGCAAGUGCCCUGCUUCUCCAGCUUCAGCAACAACAACAUUGCCAGUAACAGCAAUGGCAACAACAACAGCAACAGUGCCACUGUUGCACAGCCAUGCUACCUGCCCAUUGUCACAGGCAACAAUGGCAUGAGCUACCUGGAUCAUGGCCUGCCUGAAUUUGGCAGCUUCUUGGACACCCAGAGCUGUGACAAGAAGAUUCUCAAGGCAGUGCUGAGCCAGCUGAACUCCAUUGGGGGUGAGGUGUUGCCAAGCCUGCCUCCUCCAGCUGAGAUGGCUGCUGCUGUGACCUCUUCUUGGAUGAAUCACUUCUAGGGGAAAUUUAUUCAAACAGUAUAACUGUAUAAGCAGCUAGCUAGCUAGCUAGUAGUUGAUCUUGAGUGUGUAUGAUGAAUUGAUGAUUUCAUAUGGUAUAAUACUUAAUUGUGUGAUGCUACAAUAUUUGUGUGAGUAUCAAUAGAGCAUGCCACAGUUUUUCUGUGAGGCAUUAGGAUAUUCAGGACUAAUACUCUGUAAUGAUUGCUAAAGUGUGUAUAUUCAGAAGUAGAGGUCUGAAUUGUCGAAAGCAUUUCAGAUUGAUCAUUUUUCUA
Oryza brachyantha (malo sina) is the source of this 1469-nucleotide messenger RNA. Its product is annotated as NAC domain-containing protein 21/22-like. The transcript has 3 exons. Gene Ontology annotation, molecular function: DNA binding. The coding region runs from base 202 to 1194 and encodes 330 amino acids. Gene Ontology annotation, biological process: regulation of DNA-templated transcription. The record is from RefSeq and is a predicted model, not a curated record. Lineage: Eukaryota; Viridiplantae; Streptophyta; Magnoliopsida; Poales; Poaceae.